Molecule: messenger RNA, 1416 nt
Organism: Penicillium brevicompactum
Lineage: Eukaryota; Fungi; Ascomycota; Eurotiomycetes; Eurotiales; Aspergillaceae
Product: NAD(P)/FAD-dependent oxidoreductase
Exons: 2
Coding region: 1-1416 (471 amino acids)
Cellular component (GO): cytoplasm
Molecular function (GO): oxidoreductase activity
Source: RefSeq, a predicted model, not a curated record
AUGCCUCACUCAGACAACCCACCACCACCCACAGCUGGCACUCCCAGCUGCCUUCCCACUGGGACCCCAGGCGAAUGUUUCUGGCAGACGCACCACGACGAAUUGAGGGAUCAUCGCUCGACUGAGGACCUUCCCCCACACAGCGACAUUGUGAUUCUUGGUGCCGGAUACGCUGGUGUGAGCACUGCCUAUCAUCUGACCAAGGAUGGUGGCUUCAGCAAAUCCAUCACCAUCUUGGAGGCGCGAGGCGCCUGCUCGGGGGCAACCGGCCGCAAUGGAGGUCACUGCAGGCCUGACUUCUACGGCCACAUCCCUACCUAUAUGGACAGAGCAGGUGACCGAGCCGGUGCAGAGAUCGCAGAAUUUGAGAUCGCAAAUCUCCGUGCCUUGAAGAAAGUCAUCGAGCGAGAAAAUAUCGAUUGCGACUUCACUCUGGCACGUUCUGUUGAUGUUUGGUGCAAUGAAGAGGCCGCCAAGAGUGCUAAGGCAGUGUAUGACCGAAUGGUCGCUGCUGACUUUGAAUACAUGGAAGAUGUCGUGUUUUAUACUGGUGACCAAGUGGAAGGAAUCUGUGGCGUUAAAGGCGCGAAAGCAUGCGCCAGCUUCACAGCUGGCACAAUGUGGCCGUUUAAAUUUAUCAUGCACCUUAUCAAGAAGCUCCUCGCUGUUGGGGUAAACCUGCAAACACAUACACCGGCUACAUCAAUUACACAGUGCGCGCAAGGCGGAUAUAUUAUCGACACGCCUAGAGGCAGAAUGCAUGCGGACAACGUCAUCCACGCAAACAAUGCAUACGUUUCCGGGCUUCUUCCCGAGUACAGCAAGAAUAUCGUUCCGUGCAAGGGUAUUUGCAGCCGCAUCACAGUCCCCGAGGGAACCACAGCGCCCCUCCUCAACAACUCAUACAUCAACCGAACAGAAGACAACACACUCUCAUACUUUGUCCCUCGCGCCGACGGCAGUAUCAUCGUCGGAGGUGCCGCCAAGUUGUUCAGACCCUUCCCAGAGCAAUGGUACGACAACGUGAACGACAGCAACCUCAUUGAUUCCGCGAAGGACUACUAUGAUGGCUAUAUGCAACGCACAUACCGUGGCUGGGAGAAUACUGGUGCGAAGGUUGACAAGAUCUGGACUGGUGUUAUGGGCUAUUCAUACGACUCAAAUCCCCACAUCGGACAUGUCCCGAACAAGGACGGUCAGUAUAUUCUGGCUGGUUUUAACGGACACGGUAUGCCGGUUAUCUGGCUCGCCGCACAGGAGCUGGCUAAAAUGGUUUCCGACGGUGUGUCAUUCGAAGAAACCAGCAUGCCGCGCCUCUUCCAAACCAGUCAGUUCCGCAUUGAUCGUGCGCAGUCUGGGAAGGCAGAGGAUGGUGAUAUUUUGGGGACUGGAAAUUUUGCUGCGACAAAGCCUUGA